GCGCUCAGUUCGCGGGCUGCCACCGGCACGCAGCCACCGGGAGACCCGAGCGGCACCUCCGCCUCGGUCAAGCCCUCGCGCCUUCCUUUCUAGGGGCUGCUGUUGUUUUUGGCAAUUUGGUUCUUCUGACUCCCCGCCACCCUCCAGUCUCGGCUAGGGUCUCUGAGAGGGUCUUUGUGAAGUCCUAGAAAAAAAAAAAAAAAGCAAAGAGCUCGCUCGAGCGAGGGAAAGAAAGAGGCAAAGUGGCCAGGACCCCAAACUGGCACAGCGCGUCCCGCGUGGGUGGCGGCGGCGGCGAGCGCCGGGUGUGUGAAGCCCCUGUCCGCGGCCAGCAGCGCGCCCCGGCUCCGCUCCCGAGGACGCCCGCAGGCCACCAUGGGCGCCAGAGUUCAGCCUGACCGCAAACAGUUGCCGCUGGUCCUACUGAGACUGCUCUGCCUUCUCCCCACAGGACUGCCUGUCCGCAGCGUGGAUUUUAACCGAGGCACCGACAACAUCACCGUGAGGCAGGGGGACACGGCCAUCCUCAGGUGUGUUGUAGAAGACAAGAACUCCAAGGUGGCCUGGUUGAACCGCUCUGGCAUCAUUUUCGCUGGACAUGACAAGUGGUCUCUGGAUCCCCGGGUUGAGCUAGAGAAACGCCAUUCGCUGGAAUACAGCCUCCGAAUCCAGAAGGUGGAUGUCUAUGAUGAAGGUUCCUAUACUUGCUCCGUUCAGACACAGCAUGAGCCCAAGACCUCCCAAGUUUACUUGAUUGUGCAAGUUCCACCAAAGAUCUCCAACAUCUCCUCGGAUGUCACUGUGAACGAGGGCAGUAAUGUGACCCUGGUCUGCAUGGCCAAUGGACGCCCUGAACCUGUUAUCACCUGGAGACACCUUACUCCAACUGGAAGAGAAUUUGAAGGAGAAGAAGAAUAUCUGGAGAUCCUUGGCAUCACCAGGGAGCAGUCAGGCAAAUAUGAGUGUAAAGCUGCCAAUGAAGUCUCCUCGGCGGAUGUCAAACAAGUCAAGGUCACUGUGAACUAUCCUCCCACUAUCACAGAGUCCAAGAGCAAUGAAGCCACCACAGGGCGACAAGCUUCUCUCAAAUGUGAGGCUUCGGCAGUGCCUGCACCUGACUUUGAGUGGUACCGGGAUGACACCAGGAUAAACAGUGCCAAUGGCCUUGAGAUCAAGAGCACGGAGGGUCAGUCCUCCCUGACGGUGACCAAUGUCACUGAGGAGCACUACGGCAACUAUACCUGCGUGGCUGCCAACAAGCUGGGAGUCACCAACGCCAGCCUAGUCCUUUUCAAGCGUGUUUUACCCACAAUCCCCCACCCUGUUCAAGAAAUUGGCACCACCGUACACUUCAAGCAAAAAGGACCUGGAUCGGUGAGAGGAAUAAAUGGAUCCAUCAGCCUGGCCGUACCACUGUGGCUGCUGGCAGCGUCUCUGCUCUGCCUUCUCAGCAAAUGUUAAUAGAAUAAGAAUUUAAAAAUAAUUUAAAAAAACACACAAAAAUGCGUCACACGGGAUACAGAGAGAGAGAAAGAGUAAGAUGGGGGGAGACCGUUUAUUUCACAACUUUGUGUGUUUAUAAAUGAUGGGGAAAAUAAGAAAAUGAAGAAGAAAAUGCAACAUUUAAAACAAUUUUAAGGUCUAUCAAUAAAAAUUUGAGUGUAAUUCAGAGUGGGAAAAAGUCUAGCACGAUGUGUGUAUGUCUACUAAGCAAGUGACUGCUGUGUGAAGACUACAUCCUGCCGAGGACACCCGGAUGUUGUGAGACUAGGACAAGUAAAGAAGGACCAGGUGGACAUUCACUCUCCCUACACACUUUAUCCUUCCCUCCUUCACCUUUUUCAUCUGUGGGGAAAAAAAUAAGGUCUUGCCUUUGGUGUUUAUAUUUCCAUAAUCCUCUUACUCUGUUUUUCAUUUGAGCUGACUUGGAGCCAUUGCAGACUCUCAGUGGGAUCCUGUGUUGGGCCCUCCCCAGGCUGUCCCACCACCACCAUCUCUCCAGCUUCCAAGACCGUCCCUCUCCCUGCAGUGUGUUCCAUCUCCCCAUACCCAUUCCCAGUACCCUCUUUUUAUCCAGAGCACUAGACAUGCCGCAAAUGCUAGGAAGUGCCAUUUCAAUUUUCUCCACUGUGUGUGUGUACUCGAGUCCCACUCCCACACGGGUGCACAUGUGUGUGAGCGUGUGUGUGUGUCUCUCUCUAAAAGCAUGCCAAGGGAAUGGUCCAUGUGUACAUAGAUUUAUUGUGCUGUAGAUACUGUCCUGCAUUGUAAUUGUGAGAUGCAGCCAUAACAAGUUGCUGGGAGAGAUGGUGGGGAGGGAAGCAAGGAGUUGAGUCCUUGCCCCACCCAUGGCUGUCACCUGACAUCAGUGUGUACUCAAACCAAGCUGUGCCCCUUCCAAGGGCAGGACCCCAUAUCCCUCCUAGUUUCAUCCUCAGAACCCAGUCAGGAGUCACUCAGAAUAUCACUGUCAAUGAAAGUGCCUACUAUCGAUGGGGUGAGCCAACAGUAAAAUAGACCAGUGACGUGGAUGAGAUGACCUGGGAGAGGAAGUUUCUGAUCUCACACUUAUUUCCUAAGUCCAAGGGAUUCAUAUAUUCCCUGGCUCUACUACAGGCUGGGUCCUGCACAUGCUUAGUAAAUUCCCGGAGAAGAAAAGUCUCCACAUGCUAUCUCCCAAUGGAAGAGUGGCGUGCCCCAUGGAGAUCCUAAGCAGCCCUUUUUGGCCUCCUUCCUGGACUUCAGAUAGCACUGCGCUUGCUCCAUGCAUUCCUCUGAGAAGAGCUUAUUUUCUACUUCAAAAUAAAAUACAGUGAGGCAAGAAGAGUAGACAGAUGCCCAAGUCCCUGCCCAAUUCUGGAGACACUGCAAGAGUCUAACAGAAAGCACUGACUAUAAUGAAGGCAAAGUCACUCCUUGUGCUCCUUGGAAGAUUUUUGCCCUUUAGUUCUAGGCUAACGCAUUGGUUGCCCACAUCGGCCUCUUCUGAUCCCCUGAUGGUGUUCAGAACACCACUGUUCAUGGUGGUCCAUCACCAUUAGACCUGGCCACUAGAAAUUGCAUGAUAGUCACCUUCCUUGCUCUAUUUAAAUUUACAUCUGUAAGAGGUAUCUUGACAUUAACACUGACAAGUGAGCUAAUUCCCCAACCAAAAGGGUUGGGCAACUUGUAAAUAACUUAGGCAGAAGUUGUAUGAGUAUGACAAAGUGUGUCAUCACCAUGUCACCAGAAGGAUUUUCUUAACAAAGGUCUUGCUGAGAAAGCUGAUUCUCUAGAGGUGUAUAUCUUUAUCAAGAAACCAACCACUGGUCUCAACGGUUCAGCUGAUGCAAAAAGAGUAUUAUUAUUGAGCUCAUCAUCAAGCAUAAUCCCACAGAGCCAAAUACAGUUGCUUGUCAAGCUUGGGAACCUUGAGAAUAGCUGUCAUGUGAUACAAAAUGAGAAACUUCAUAGCCAGGGGAAAAUGGGAAGAAAGGAAAGAAAGAGAGGAAGGGAAGGAAAGGGAAAAUUCUGAGCAGUAUUUUCCAUCUCUUUGAGGAGAGUCUAUUGUUUCUUUUAAAAGUUUCUCAGAGCCUUCUUUUACAGUUUUGCAGUUUAGUCAUGAAACAGAAGGAAAAACUGAGUUUGGGGAUGUGUAAGAUUACUUAAUGACAGAUCCUGACCCAGCACAGGAAACCUCAGCCUACAGAGUCACUAAAUCAUAGGCGAGGUGAGCCACUGUCCUGUCAAUCAUUGAUUUAUUGACAAUCAAAUUUCUCCUACAGUUUGGUCAUCUUUAGUACAAGCAUAAAAGGCUAUCAUCUUUAAUGACAAAUGUUCCCCAUGUGUUGAAACAUCAGCCAGACCCUUCACUGGGAGCUUUGGAGGAAUGCAUGCCUACUGAAGAUUACAAGAAGAGAAAAAUCACAGACAGCAAUUCAGAUGUCAUUUAGUACCAGUUUCAGGAAACAAAUCACUGUGGCAGGCUUUACCCUUGCACCUGGCUUUCUUACUGUCUCCAGCCUAUCAUAAGGAUAUUGCCUUGGUUUUAUUAAGGGAAGAGGUUCUCUGUUGAAAGGAAUGUCUCUAUCACAAGAGCACCAUUUGUUCUCUUGGUUUUAAUAUAACGACCAUAUAUUAAACAUAAUUAAACCUAAAAAACAUGGUGUUUGCCUGUAUCUCCAGCAGGUUCUCAGAGUCAAAAAAACCUUAUGCCUUGCUCCCAUUUCAGAGAGAACAUUGGCCCUAGAAAUCUCAUGGAUUUGAGAAUGGGUCUAAACCAUCAGAAGACUGCUAAACUAUUCAGUUUGCAGAAAUGUCAGGAAAAAAUGUUGAGGCAAAAAGACCAACAUCAAGAAAUCAACAAGUCUCAACACUAGAUUUCUUGGAAUUUAGUUCAUGACGGUUGCUCUAACACUUCAAGAGUCUUGUCCAUUGUUAAUUACAGCUCAAAACCCUGUGCUGCAAAGCACCAAGUAG
Messenger RNA from Lepus europaeus (European hare), 4458 nucleotides. RefSeq names its product limbic system associated membrane protein (gene LSAMP). Gene Ontology annotation, cellular component: plasma membrane; neuron projection. The record is from RefSeq and is a predicted model, not a curated record. The transcript is spliced from 9 exons. NCBI's taxonomy places the organism in Eukaryota, Metazoa, Chordata, Mammalia, Lagomorpha, Leporidae. The coding region runs from base 376 to 1461 and encodes 361 amino acids. Gene Ontology annotation, biological process: homophilic cell-cell adhesion.